CCCCCCCCCCCCCCCCCCGGCCCAUCUCGCACCCAAUGUCUUCUUCCCUUGCAUCAGCACCCCCACAUCAGUACUCGCCCACAGGGGGUAUUGGUUCCUCGACGCCGUCGGGGUCAUUUACAGGCCAACCUUACCCUGUGCGGCCAGGCUCACCCUCUGGAACCCACGGUCAUUCCUCGCGCUGGCGGUCAGUAUUCAAGCUCAACAAGAAUGCAAACGGCAACAGCAAUGGCUCGGCAAAGGGCGGCGAGCACGCCCACGACAACCACUACGACAGUGCACCCAUGAUUCCGGAAUUAGAGGUCUCGUCACCUUUUGGUGCGAGCGACGACUUUGCGACGGCAGUCACCCACGCUGCUGACAAACUCGCCGUGGAUGAGCACGAUGUCCGUGAGCCAAGUCACGAACAGGCAAGCUCGGUCCAUAGUGCACCUUUUGCAAUGUCGUCGUCCCCCUCGGGUUCCAUACCAAGCUCAAACGGCCCAUCACCGUUCCCUCCCAGUGCAUACCCGGCCGAGCCCUGGAACGCGACCUCCACCACGAGCAGUGCCGCUGUAGGUGGUGCUGCGGCGCCAAACGCCCCACUCGGCCCGUCCACAUCGCGCAGUGACAACCGCCCAGACUCGAACGCCUACUCGAUCUCGUCGACCCACACGACAGAUCGCUCGUCGUCUUCCUCACGGUCUCGCAUACCUACCUCGUUCAUGACAAACACUUCUUCGGCGUCCCCCGCCCUCCCCGCAAUCGUGACCGGCUCCACAACGUCUCUCCGCACAACAACUAGCGGCGGCGGUCCCAACGCACAUCCACCACCGCGUUCGCCGAGCGUGGGCGGUGCCGGGUUCAAGGGCCGCUUCUUCUCAACACCGGUUGGUAGCAGCACCAGCGUGGCCACGGGCCAUGACGGGGGCUCCCUUGGCAGAAGCAAGGCUGAAAAGUACAAGGGCUUGUCAAAGACAAAGUCGAGCAGCAGCGCGAGCCCCCCAGACUCGAGGUCAACGUCUCACACGUCGCCCCAUACGCCUGGAAGGAAGCGCGACGCCUCCGUAUCGCGCGAGGAGCCACGAGGCACAAAAUCGCCCUCCACAAAGGGUUCAGCUGCAACGCGCUUCAUCCGCCGUGUCGUCUCAGCACCCAACGCCAAGGCACUCUUCGCCAGUGGCGGCAGCAAGCAUGAUACCCCGAGUGUCCCCCCACUUCCCGUCAAGAUUGUCACGACGCCGGAGCAACCUCUUCCAGUACCUCAGCCCGCACUUGGUGGUGGGUCGGUAGACCUGACGGCAUCGCCGCCUGGAGCCUCCGUCGCCCACAUGCCCGGGUCGCCGUCAGCCUCAGGCAUGUCGACACCAGCGCGCUCUGGAACCCCUUCUCUGCUCAAGCCAUCCAAGCUUUCGGCCACGGGAACCCGCGGAUCUCGGUCACAUUCUACCAGCACUGUCGGCAAAGCCAGUCGCGACCCCAACUUGGGUGUUCCUUUGCCCACCGACCCACCGCACAAGGCUGCCUUCAGACGCACGUACAGCUCCAACUCGAUCAAGACGAGCUCGGUGCAGGUGUCACCCAGCUCGUUCCAAAAGAUCAAGCUUCUUGGCAAGGGCGACGUUGGCAAGGUCUACCUGGUGCGAGAGAAGAAGACGGACAAGCUGUUUGCCAUGAAGGUUCUCUCCAAAAAGGAGAUGAUCAAGCGCAACAAGAUCAAGCGUGCUCUGGCUGAGCAGGAAAUCUUGGCUACGGCGAACCACCCGUUCAUCGUGACGCUUUUCCACUCCUUCCAGUCGCAGGACUACCUCUUCUUCGUUCUCGACUACUGCAUGGGCGGCGAGUUCUUCCGUGCCCUGCAGACCCGUCCCGGAAAGUGUCUUGCCGAGGAGCACGCCAAGUUCUACGCCGCCGAGGUCAUUGCCGCUCUCGAGUAUCUGCACCUGAACGGCUACAUCUACCGUGACCUCAAGCCGGAGAACAUCCUGUUGCACCAGUCGGGCCACAUCAUGUUGUCAGACUUUGACUUGUCAAAGCAGUCGGGGGAGCCCGGUGGUGCACCUGCCACGAUCAAGCAAAGCACCACGAAUGGUGUCUUCCUUGUCGACACGCGCAGCUGUAUUGCCGAUUUCCGCACCAACUCGUUUGUGGGAACAGAGGAAUAUAUUGCCCCUGAGGUGAUCAAGGGAUGUGGUCACACUUCUGCCGUCGACUGGUGGACCUUGGGCAUCCUGAUCUACGAGAUGGUCUUUGCAACCACUCCUUUCAAGGGCAGAGACCGCAACACAACCUUCAGCAACGUGCUCAAGUCUGAGGUCCACUUCCCUGACGACAGACCGACGACGACGUUGUGCAAGUCGCUGAUUCGAAAGCUCCUCACAAAGGACGAGCACAAGCGCUUAGGCUCGUCUUCCGGCGCGUCCGAGGUCAAGCAGCACAAGUGGUUCCAGAACGUUUCGUGGGGUCUGCUGCGGCACAUGACACCCCCGAUCAUUCCGGCCGAGUCGAACGGUGUUGACACUGUCAACUUCCGCACGAUUCGCGACAGCAAGUCACUCGACUUUGACCGCGACGACCAGGACAUUAUCCAUGGUCAGGCUGGUUCCCUUGCGGCGGCAGUACCUGGCACGCCCGGCAUCCAGACGCCCAAGGAGCUCAUUGGUGGCGGCAGCAGCGAGGAACAGAACCCCUUUGGCGAGUUCAACAGCGUUACUCGAGACUUUAUCGACGCCUACACCUGA
Vanrija pseudolonga is the source of this 2720-nucleotide messenger RNA. It is a transcript of the gene nrc-2, whose product is annotated as Serine/threonine-protein kinase nrc-2. Gene Ontology annotation, cellular component: nucleus; plasma membrane; cytoplasm. The transcript has 4 exons. Gene Ontology annotation, biological process: protein phosphorylation. The record is from RefSeq and is a predicted model, not a curated record. Bases 36 to 2720 code for a protein of 894 amino acids. Lineage: Eukaryota; Fungi; Basidiomycota; Tremellomycetes; Trichosporonales; Trichosporonaceae. Gene Ontology annotation, molecular function: protein serine/threonine kinase activity; ATP binding.